UGUCAUUGGCGGGGGAGCCUACAUUCGCGCUGGGGUCCUUGUGAUGGCGUCCUGGAUCGCUCUAGGGCGUCGAAUUUCAUUAGCUCCACCAGCACUUUGUUCUAUCUAUUUUUCGCUUCGUCGCAUCAGCACCCAUCCUUUAGGACCCUGCUACCGGAUUAGGGGAUGGCCCGUCCAUUUCAUUAUCGGCUGGAUGGGGGUUUAUCUGAAGAAUGUAUUUGGUAAACGAGCAAAAGUGAGCAAAUUUCCAACUCCUAAGCUUUGUCCAGGGAAAUUAUCUAUGGUGGGGACUAUGUUUAGGAUUCCACACGAUUUUAGCCCUGAAAAGGCGCACGAUUUCUUCGAGAAACACAAGAGUAUUGUGUGGUACCCCUCAAAUUUCUCUGACUUGGCUAGCACUCGUUGGCUACAAAAAGCAUUCACCAUUUCCAUCCGUCGAGGGAUGCUACCGUGGAGAAGGUCCGAUUAUGAUGACGACUUGUGCAUUUCCAUCCGACUUAAGAGGUUACCACUUGGAUAACAAUGCCCCGCCACCUUUGUUGCAACAGAAGCAGAAAAAUAAUCCAAAUGAUGUUGCUGCAAGUUCCUCUUCCAAUCCCCGGCCACUUAUAAACGUGACAGUAUCAGGCACACGUUUAAAUGCAAGGAAGGAGGGUACUGACAUUUUGGUUGAUAGGAACUCAGAGGAACCUAGUCCAAAUGCAACAAUCUCUUCCGGUGGGGAGGAAAGACCUGCUGUAAAAAGAAAGAUUGAAAUUUCUCUUGGAGAAAGCCAAUGUAAUCUUGACGAGUUGGUUGAUUUUAUGCAUGAACUUGAUGAUACAGGGACUGAUGAUAAUGUCAUAGGUUCUGAUCUAUCGUUUGAGGAUUUUGAUAUAUUAGAACCCUCUCUUAAUCUUCCAACUCCCCCUACGUAUCUAUACUCAGGCGUGGCCUCGCAGGCUGAUAUUUCAAACAUUUCGCCUAUCUCCACGCACGGUGAUACGGAAGGAGCUUCUAAUCUCGUCAGUGGCGAGGGAAUAAUGACACAGAUUUCAGCGCCAUCCAUGGAUAUUUCCGCUAUUACCAAGCCAGUUCUGGAUGCUAUCGAUUUGUUGCUGCAGAAUGCUUUUGAAGCUUUAGAUGCCCCUACAUUAACAGAUUCUCAGUGCCAUGAGAUUUUCCAGGCAGUUCAGUCGAUGCUCCCGGUUGGUGAUAUUGUUCCUCAAAUUGCCCCUGUCCACGCGGCUUAG
This is a messenger RNA of Triticum aestivum (bread wheat), 1232 nucleotides long. RefSeq lists its product as uncharacterized. The record is from RefSeq and is a predicted model, not a curated record. Bases 468 to 1232 code for a protein of 254 amino acids. The transcript is spliced from 3 exons. Lineage: Eukaryota; Viridiplantae; Streptophyta; Magnoliopsida; Poales; Poaceae.